UCGUUUGAUAGUGUUGAUUAUUAUUGUUCACGGAAGUGUCACGAGUUGUGUAUUGUUUCGAAAGUCUGAGUUCUGUGUCGUGCAUGUUUGAACGUGCACCGUUUACAUUCUCAAUCCCCGAUUGUAGGGACUGUCGUGCGUGCGAUAUUUUUUAAUUCUAACGCUCGUUUCUGUUUGCUACGAGAGUAAGCAAGAACGAAGUUUUUCGCAAGCACAAGCAACGAGUCCCUCAAGAAUCUCCAGGAAUAGUACGCAUUCCAGACAGGCCACAACGAUGCCGGUGCACUUUAUUCCUCCCUUUGCAUUCUUUGUCUCGAAAAUUCACCCGGAAGAUAAACACAGUGUGACGAGAUUCGAAUCCGUAGAUCACUCGUAAUCGCUAGCUAAAAUUUGUCGAGUUUCUAAUUGAAACACACUAAUUCGAAUUAAAAAAACAUUAAAUUUGAAAAUGUACAUUAUUAAAAAGUUGAAUUGGAAUGCUCUAGAAAAAUUCAUUGAACCUUGCAACUUUGCAUAUCAUAGAACCUAUUGCACGAUAUCAAGUGAAAGCACUAAAUUUUGUUCUACAAUGUGGCAAACUUUCUCUUUUAUUCCUUUUUUUCUUUUCGAUGAACAUUUCUAUCCAAUGCCCGAAUCUUGUUGGUUUCCAAAGAUAUAACUAGCAACACUGUUUAUUUUCUAACGUUUGUACAUUUAAUUUUUCAUUAUGCAAAUCGCUCGAUCUCAUCUCUCGCGAACGUACGCAAUGAUAUUUGGGUGACGCUAAAGCAUCCAAUACGCACGGCUACCGCUUACGAACGGGUAGUGAAGUCGAUUAAUUGCCAUUCGGUUAUUGGUUUACUAUAGAUGACGGUUGGCGCGCGAACGCACGUUGCGUCGGACAAAUUGCGCAGAUCUGGUGAUUCUAUAUUCCGGCACGAAUUAUCGCGUGCGUGUCGUGCGAGCAAUUCGCGCAGCUGUCGAUCGGCGCAUAUCUCGUUCGUGGUCUCCUUCGAACUUCCGUCCGGGGACGUGAAUUUCCACGACAGGAUGUUCUUCUAUUCCCUCCACUGCUACUCGUGGUGCAAACGAGUGGAACGGAUCGUGAUUUUUCUCUCUCCUCUCUCUAUUCCUCUCCGUCUAGUCUCCCUCUCCGCGGCUAACACGUUCGUUUCCUCUGACGUUCACUUUUCUUAGCCCGCGUUACGCCGCUCGUGGUAAUUCGACACUUGUGUAUACAUAUUACAGAAGCACAGUUAUCUUCUUGCGAUUUCAUUUUCAUAACCUGUUAGAUCCGAAGAAGAAAGUUUAUCUGGGUUAGCAAACGCUAACGCAUCACUUCUCGAUCCCGUACACGCAGAUGACGCGAUGACGCUGCAUUGGUGGAUGCACUGGUUCUGGGUUACCGCUCAAUUUCUCGUGAUCUUAGGGAACCCAGUGCCGUCGAGUACGGCCGAGCCGCGUGGGCAGGUGCAGGAUCACCUGAACUCAGAACCGACAUCCGAAAUCACCUCUAUCGAGACAGAAAGACCCGAAACGCGACAAAGCUUCCGCGUAGCCAAAGCUAUCGGUCUUCAUCCUCCUACGAACACGGCUGUAAUCUUGGACAGGCAAUCGAGUACGAUUUCAACUUCCAUGGAGGUCGAGACGAGUGCAGUGGAGACCAGUACGAACCCCUUGGAGGAGUACCAUGGAAACGCGAGCAAUGCGGUCAGUCUGGACUCGAUGAAAAGUUUCACGCCGCAACGGAUCACAGAUAGCGUAGACAGGAUUCGCAAUCCAGCGACGAAGAAGGACAGCAAGAUCACCUGGAUCCUAACGACGAACAAGACAGGCGGCAGGUCGAAGUACGAACAGGAAGAGAAAGUCGAUGAAAAUGGGAAUCGGAACACCAGCAUAGACGAAGUGGAGGAUCUCACGGUGCUACCUCUUCAGGAAGAGGUGUCUAGAAUCAGGCUGGUACUGAAUAAAACGAAAUCCUCCUUUCUAUCUUCUUCUUCCUCUUCCUCCUCUCUGUCAUCGCCUGCUGACAGUGCCGAUAUCAGGAUGUUCAAUCGAUCCGACGACGUCGUCAUCAAUGAGAAGUUUAUCGAGCCACAAUUAUUCGCAACAGCUGCAUCGAUCCUCGAAGUUGGAGUGAGCGAAUCCACGCGAUUGAGCAGAGCGCGAAGUACAUUUCCCAAAGAUUUCCAAAGGGAUCAAGUACAGGAAGAUCAUCUUUCUGAUUACAAUGGAAGCAAUAGCGAGAACUCGAAGCAGGAGAGCGCUUCGAGAUCGACAGUAGACAUUGCCGCUAUUACCGGAAGCUGCUUAGCGACUGUAGUUUUACUCAGCACAAUGGGUAGCCUUGGAUUCAUUAUGUACAGGCGUAGGUACCUGAAUCCGCCGCAGACAUUAAAUAGUGACAAAUGCAGUAAUCCCGAUAGUUCCGGUUAUAUCGAUGAUUCUACGAUUCGUGAUAAUUCCGAAGAAAUGUACAGCUUGGAUAAUGAUUCGUUUUUAAAUUCAUUAGAAGCGAUGACAAUACAAAAUUAUUGGACGGACAGCGUAAAGCAUACGAAGCUAUGACAAAAGAAGAUAAUUCAACCCGGAAAGAGAAUCGAAACGUUCAGUAUUUCCGAUGGCGAAGCACACGAGCAAAUAUCGUUGUUGGAACAGUAGUACUUACUCGAUAAGUGCCCGGCAUUUUUCAAUCGAACGGAAGGAAGUGAAUUUACCAUAGUAGUCAUAGACAGGCAGAAACGUUAUUUUUCUCCAGUUGAACGCAAUCGCUAGUGAUUCUAAUACAAAAAUGAGCGAAUAAAAUAUUUUAAAUGUUCCCGAAGGUUUUUUAGGUAUAAACUUCGUCGAUCUUACAGUUUCUUAAAUAAGGCUAACGAUACAUCAAAAUUGCAGGAUUUGCGCGCAUUCCUGUUAUACAUUAAGCACACGUUGGAAUUUAUGAAUAUUAUCAUGUAUGAUGUAUAACGCGAUAUAUCACGCACAUGCCUGAAUUUUGAUUUUGUCACACGCAUUGUUCCCUCUAUUUUUCUAUCGUGAAUAUUAUAAUUGGCAGUGGUCAAGUUUAAAAAAGACAGCGAUAUCGUAAUUUCCA
Molecule: messenger RNA, 3073 nt
Organism: Eufriesea mexicana
Lineage: Eukaryota; Metazoa; Arthropoda; Insecta; Hymenoptera; Apidae
Exons: 7
Coding region: 1348-2547 (399 amino acids)
Source: RefSeq, a predicted model, not a curated record